AUGCAAGCCAACAACCACAAGCCUAAUAAGGAUCCACAGGACUCGGGGGACCAUGUUGGAUUAGUGGACGUCAACAGCUGGAAGGAGCUCGAUUCCUUCCAUCAAAUCACCAUGUCACCGGCACUAAAAGACCACCAAAGUGACACUGAGGAUGAUGUUGAAAAUCAAAAUGGUGGGUCGAUCAAUAAGGAGCAGCAAAACCAUUACUCCACACGGGCUGACAGCCCAGAGCUCCUGCCACUGAAAGACUUCCACUAUGAGUUUCAUGAUGCCUACAACAGGAGAUUUGAGGAUGACCCUAUCAUCCUCAAAACAGAGGAAGAGUUUGGCAGUGACAGCUUCGAUGAAGAUGCUGACCUUACCAGUGUCGACAUCCAUGCCGGAAGGGAAGCUGCCAUUCGCCAAAGUGUGGUUGACUUGGCUAUGGAUAACGUCAAGAAUGGAAUCUUCCAGCAUCUCUUGGUCAUGCUGGCUGUGUGCUUCAAAUGCAUCAUGAAGAAACUAAAGGGUGGAGACUCUGAUGAACAGGUAGACGCUGCCCUAGAUAUGGUUGAUAUCAUGGACCCAUCUACCGGUAAUCAGCUGGCAUCUGCUCAGUUUGGCCAAACAACUCAGAUGGGCCAAACUGGGGCCAGUGGCGGCGGGGCAUCGGGCACGGGAGGAGCUGGUGCCUCAACUAGUGCAAGUGUGGGAACUGCGUCAGGUACAGGAACAGCCCAGGCAACUGCAGUAGUUGGCCAAAUGGCAACUCAGGCUGCAGUCAGUGCCGCUGGGGCCUCCGCCUCAGCAGCUUCCGCGGCAGUUGCCGCGACUGCCAGUAUCACAUCCACAAUUGUCAGUGCUAUAGCCUCUGCCAGUGUUGUAUCUCAAAUUGGGGUGACUGUUGGUGUUGCGGCUGUGGCAGCUGCUGCAGUGAGCAGUGGUGUGAUCACUAGGGUAGCGCCCGGUACAAAUGCUACUGCUCCUGUGGUAAAAGACACUGACUUUAUACCCCCAUCCUGUUCGUUCACAUCCCAGAUCAAGCAAGGUUUUGUGGAAUUGAAAAUUCAAGGCAUGCCAGAGGAUUCACUACCACAGCACAGAGAGAGGAUAGAAGAGAUAUUUCGAGACCUCUACAACAACAUCACUGGAAUGUGCUUGGAUCCUUUCUCGCGGGUAUUACACAAGGCGGAACUUCAAAAUUGGAGUACAGAGGAUAGCGUGGUUUUCUUGGAAGGGACAUCCAACAAUGCAACUAAUGGGACACUGGCACAGGUGAUUGUGCCAGUUACCACAACAUCUUGGAUUGCCACAGUUGCUUGUGAUGGAUGUCCUGAUUAUGAGCCACUUUUCCAGUUGCCCGAAGGGGAUGAUGCAAGUGUUGGUGACACUAGAACAACUGGUAACAUCAACAACAGCAAUAGCACGAACAUCAAACUAGCAAAUGUUUCAGCAGCUAUGAGUGGCAGAAACACCAGUAUGGCUCACAGCCUGUCCAGGCGCUUGCAGUUACAGACAACCAUUGAAGUAUCCCAGUUCUUUCCGUUGUUUGCAGCCUCCUUUGGUUACAAUAUUGAACCAGUGCUGGCAACAUCAGGAGCUUCCCAAUCUGGAAGGCAAAAUUCCAUGCAGGUUGUCUUUGCCACCACAAAGUCAGUCUCCCCUUUAGAGAAUGCUGGAGACCAGACUGAGAUCAUUGUCCUCACCAUAGGCCAAGAUACAAUUCAGCCAUUCAUUGAAACAGUUGAAGAGAACCAAGGGACGAUUCUGACUCCUUUCAUAUCUAAUGAGCUGUCAUCUCUCUCACAAUGUCUCUCGGAUGAGGUGGACCAAGAGGUUUCCAAGGGAUCUGAAAAGGUUUGUGAUGAGCUGAUGCAGGUCAUCACAGCUGAAAACGACGAAGCCAGAGCACCCAUAAACCCAGAUGCUCUGAUUGUAUGCCUGGAGACCCCAACUGACCCAUCUUGCCAAGACAUUCUGACCACCGCUCUUGAAGCUGUUGCCAACAGCCAAGUGGAUUCGGUUGAAGAAGCUUCUCAUUCUGGGAAAGUGGAUGAACCCAACAUUUCCGGAAGUACAGGGGAAGAACCAACUGGAAGCAGCCCCUCAUCCCUCACAGAGAAUCUAGAAGAAGAAGAAGAAGAAGCACCCACCAAGAUGCCAAUUGCAGGAAGUUCUGAUGGAGCAGCAAGUCCAGUUGCACCAGUUAUGGAUUCUGCUGUAGGAACACAACCCUCUUCACAUGAACUUACAAGCCCGACAGGGCCUGUUGGAUCACCUGACAGUCAGGAGUCUCUGACUUCUAACUCAAAUGGGCUUGGUGUCCCCACUGCAGGCACCCCCCGGGAGAACCCCACUGUAAUUUUGGAUGUGGCUUCCAGCCCAGCUGAAGCAGUUUUUGAUUCUGUUGUAGGAAUACAACCUUCUUCACAGGAGUUCACAAGCCAAGCAGGACCUGUUGGAUCUCCUGGUAGUCAGGAGUCUUUUACUUCAAACCCAAGCAUCCCCACAACUGUAGGCAAUCCCAUGGAGUACCCUACUGCAGUUUUGGAUGGGAUUACUAGUCCCUCUGGUUCAAACCCAGUGGAGGAUAUCCAUCCUACAGCCACAGCUAGUGUGCCACAAGGAAACCCAGCCUCCAAUCCAUCAGGUUAUACAAUUCUUUUACCAAGCACAUCUUUCCGGCCAACAGCGGUCCAACCAAAUACAGCUCCUUUGCUGGUUGAUGGACCAACAGUUUCAUAUCCAUCAAUACAGAGUGCUGUUUUUCCCACAUCCAUCCAGGCAAACCCAGCAAUGAACCCAACCUUAUUGGCACCAAUCAUCCCCCCCACUCUGUUUGACCCGCCCAUAAUUGCCAUUCCAUCAGCAGUGCCACUUACUGUUGCAUCAAAUCCAAGCAAAGGUUGGGCUCAGGCACCUAGCAAAGAUGGGAUUCUGACACUGAGUACAAGGGGAACUCUUACACCAAGUACUGCAACAGAACUUUUGGCUUUUUCAAACAGAGACGAAAGCUUCAUAACAUUCCCCCUUCCCCCCCAAAAAACAGGUCCGCUUGCCACUGUCAGUUUGUCACCUGCUUCGGUGAUUGGGCUCAAUUCCUUUUCAAACAAUAUUAAGAAGAAUAAGGCACAAUCGGCUCAACAUGUAGACGCCAAUCAGUAUCCAACAACACAAUCAACUUUUGUUCCAACAAAACUUCCCACACCACCACAAUCAUUACAAGGCGCCAAGACACCCUCUUCAAUGCCAACAAGGAAUCGAACACUGGGGCCCUCUAAAUUGCUCACACAACAGUCAACAUUCGAAACAGCAGCCCAGCCUACCCUCCAGCCAACAUACGAGCCAACAUACGAGCCAACAUACGAGCCAACAGAAGAACCAACCACACAGCCAACAGGCGAGCCAACAUUUGAACCAACAACCGAGCCAACGCUUCAACCAACACUCAAUCCAACUGAAGAGCAACCUCCCUUUCCAACAGUUUCACCUGGAGGACCCAGUGUUAGUCCAACAAGUUCUCCUACCGGAGUGUCAACAGAGGGACCAUCACUUGCACCAAUAGUCAUUCCCACUACUAUGUCAGCUACUCCUUCUGGUCUGCCCACUGCUAGCCCCACUGAUGCGCCCACUGGAACACCAUCAGCAUAUCUGUCAUUGGUUCCAAGUAUCACUUGCAACGACAUAUCUAUCCCUAAUGAAAGGUACUAUUAUGUUUACUUUGCUGGUGAUGUCACAUCAAUUUCUGAUCCGGAGCUUGCAACAGCAUUCUCCUCUGGCUACAAUUCCCUUUCAAAGAAUUCUUGUGCAGAAGACCUUGAUCUUGUUGUCCCAUCCAGGCGUUUCACAAGAAGAAGGCUCCAGGAAUCAUCAGCAGCUGUGAUUGAAUUCUUUGUUCAAACCAGGCAACUAUCCUUCGGAAGUGUAUUUUCCACAUCGGAUGAUUCCACAGCAUUCGUGGGGGGGUUCAACAGUGGUAUGCAAGGAAAUGCAGCUGUAGCAAUUGGAGUGAGUGCCACUCUUGAAACAGGAACUCCCACAAGGUCUCCAACAUUUGAACCAACAACAGAGCCAUCGCUUCAACCAACACUCAAUCCAACUGAAGAGCAACCUCCCUUUCCAACAGUUUCACCUGGAGGACCCAGUGUUAGUCCUACAAGUUCUCCUACCGGAGUGUCAACAGAGGGACCAUCACUUGCACCAAUAGUCAUUCCCACUACUAUGUCAGCUGCUCCUUCUGGUCUGCCCACUGCUAGCCCCACUGAUACGCCCACUGGAACACCAUCAGCAUAUCUGUCAUUGGUUCCAAGUAUCACUUGCAACGACAUAUCUAUCCCUAAUGAAAGGUACUAUUAUGUUUACUUUGCUGGUGAUGUCACAUCAAUUUGA
Seminavis robusta is the source of this 4368-nucleotide messenger RNA. Lineage: Eukaryota; Bacillariophyta; Bacillariophyceae; Naviculales; Naviculaceae. The record is from the annotation of a GenBank genome assembly.